GAGUGGCCUUGGCUAGAGGUUUGUGAUCAGAGAUUUUUUUAACUCAAAAAAGCUCGAGAAAACCUUAAGUCGUCAACAUGGUGAAGUGGACAGAUGCUGAGCGCGCCGCCAUCACCUCCCUAUGGGGAAAGAUCGAUGUGGCUGAAAUUGGACCCCAGGCCCUGGCCAGGCUUCUGAUUGUAUAUCCAUGGACCCAGAGACACUUCGCAUCAUUUGGCAACCUGUCCACCAACGCCGCCAUCCUCGGAAACGCCAAGGUGGCCCAGCACGGUAAGACGGUGAUGGGUGGGCUGGAAAAUGCCGUGAAGAACAUGGACGACAUCAAGAACACUUACACCAGGCUGAGUGUGAUGCACUCUGAGAAGCUCCAUGUGGAUCCUGAUAACUUCAGGGUUCUUGCUGAGGUCAUCAGUGUGUGUGUGGCUGCCAAGUUUGGCCCCUCUGUGUUCACCGCUGAUGUCCAGGAGGCCUGGCAGAAGUUCCUGGCUGUGGUCGUCUCUGCCCUGGGCAGACAGUACCACUAAAUCUGGAGAUGUACUUCACAGUCAAAUAAUGUGCAACAGUCCUACAAAUGUUUCCAAAAUGUCUCACCCACUGCAGUGAAGCUGUUGCCUAAUGCACUAAAUAAAACUCAAAUUAAAUACA
Molecule: messenger RNA, 645 nt
Organism: Lates calcarifer (barramundi perch)
Lineage: Eukaryota; Metazoa; Chordata; Actinopteri; Centropomidae
Product: hemoglobin subunit beta-A
Exons: 3
Coding region: 78-524 (148 amino acids)
Biological process (GO): hydrogen peroxide catabolic process; oxygen transport
Cellular component (GO): blood microparticle; hemoglobin complex; haptoglobin-hemoglobin complex
Molecular function (GO): oxygen carrier activity; organic acid binding; heme binding
Source: RefSeq, a predicted model, not a curated record